GCCCAGCCCAGGCUUCUUCUUCGGCUUCUUAUUCUUCGUCGUAGUAUUCGUGUUGCUUUCGUCUUCCUUGCAGCGAAGGGUGGGGAGGCUAAUGAUAGGGGACGACGUCUGUCUGUCUGUCCGACUCCUCCCUGCAAAGCUGUCCAUUCACCCGUUCCUCCCGUUCCAUUUCAAAAGCUAAACGUCGUCUUCCUGGUUUGGUUCUCAUGUCAAGCUGAAUGUUGUCCGCCCUUACGCUCGCGCUCUAGUGGGAGAGACGGGCACCCGACGACGGAGGAGGCAGCGUGCAGCGUGCAGCGUGUCUCUCCAUUGGCCGUCGCGUUGUUGGUGGAGGUGUUGCGCACAUUUUUUUUUUUUUUUUUUUUUUUUUUUUUCAUAAUAUAUAUUUACGCGAGAGAGAGCGAGGGAUGUGUUAGUGAAGAUCAGGGGCGGGGCGGACAGGGAGAACUGGAUCUUGUCUUCCGUGGAGCUAGGCAGAGUGAAAGGCGGUGAGCUUGGGCGGGAGUGGUAGUUUGCUAAGAGCAGUGGUGAAGCGGAUGGUUGUGGAGUUGAAAGAGAGAACGAGGAGGGCAGGGUUUUUGAUUGGUUUUUGGGAUAGUUUUAGGUGGAGGUGAGUUGGAUCUGGCGUGGAAAGGGGGAGGUUGGGAAGAGAGAGGAACGGGGAGUGGUUGGUGAUGUGGCAGAGGUGAAUUUGCGCGUGUUGCGACUGUUGUUUUUGUAAAGGAACAGCAGAGUUUCUGGGUUCGUUUCCACAAUGUCGGAAGAUGAGAAGCUCCUCAAGGAGGCCAAGAAGAUGGCCUGGGAGGAUAGACUGGCGCAUAAGAAUUGGAAGGUUAGGAAUGACGCCAAUAUCGACGUUGCUGCCGUGUGCGAUGGCAUCAUGGAUCCCAAAGACCCCCGCCUUCGAGAAUUUGGUCCUCUGUUCAAGAAAGCAGUGGCCGACUCAAAUGCUCCUUGUCAAGAGAAGGCCUUGGAUGCACUUAUAGCAUACUUACGCGCAGCAGAUACGGAUGCUGCUAGAUAUGCGAAAGAAAUAUGUGAUUCUAUCGUAGCCAAGUGCAUGACAGGGCGACCAAAGACACUAGAGAAGUCUCAAGCGGUUUUUCUUCUCUGGGUCGAGCUUGAAGCAUCGGAAGCUUUUCUGGACGCUAUGGAGAAAGCUGUAAAAGCUAAGCUUGCGAAAGCGGUAGUUCCUGCGAUUGACGUAAUGUACCAGGCUGUAAGCCAAUUUGGUACCAAAGUGGUCCCCGCAAAGCGAAUAAUAAAGAUGCUCCCAGACCUCUUCGAUCAUCCGGACGCAAACGUGAGGGCCUGUGCAAAAGGGUUAACUAUUGAACUUUGCCGGUGGAUCGGAAAAGAUGCUGUUAAAAACCUUCUUUUCGAUAAGAUGCGAGAUACUAUGAAAAAGGAGCUGGAGGUAGAAGUUGAUAAUGUCGUUUCUGGAGCUAAGCCCAUUCGAAAAAUUAGGUCUGAGCAGGCAUUAGAAUGUGAAGAAACAGUAGUAGCCUCUGUAUCAACUGCAGGGCCUGCCGAUGAAGCUGCUGUGCCAGGUUCAUCUGAUAUAGAUGAGUAUGACCUAGUAGAUCCUGUGGACAUUCUGACACCAUUGGGCAAGUCAACCUUCUGGGAUGGAGUGAAAGCAACAAAAUGGUCUGAAAGACGAGACGCAGUGGCAGAGCUGACAAAGCUGGCUUCUGUUAAAAAAAUAGCAAACGGUGAUUUUUCAGAAGUAUCGCGGAUAUUGAAGAAGCUUGUAUCAGAUGUAAAUAUAGCUGUCGCUGUUGAAGCAGUACAAGCAAUUGGCAAUUUAGCUAGUGGGUUACGAAAGGAUUUUAACUCGGGCUCGAAGUUACUAUUGCCUGUCCUUCUGGAUAAAUUGAAAGAGAAAAAACAAGUCAUGGUUGAUGCUCUAACGACAACACUCAAUGCUAUGCACAAGGGUGGUUGCAUUCAAUUACAAGACGUUAUCGAAGAUGUUAAACUUGCUACCAAAAAUAAAGUUCCUUUAGUACGAUCCUCUUGUUUAACAUGGGUAGCUACAUGUAUUGAGACCAGUAAUAAGCCGACAGUUCUCAAGUUGCAUAAGGAAUACAUACCCAUCUUAAUGGAGUGCUUGAAUGAUAGUUCUCCGGAGGUACGAGAUGCCGCUUUUUUGGCCCUGGCUGCUUUUGCGAAGGUUGUAGGCAUGAAGGUGUUGGAAAGACCAUUGGAGAAGCUUGACGAAGUCAGGAAGAAGAAACUCGUUGAACUUUGUGGUGUUGAAAGCAGUACUCCUGCUACAGCAGUUCCAGCCUUCUCUAGAGCACAGGCGGAUUCUAAUGGUUCGGCUCUUGGAAAUGGAGCUGGGAAGCCUGCCUCUGCUGCCAGUCUCCUAUCCGGGAAAAAACCUCCCUCUGCUAUUCCUAAGAAGGCUAGUGUUGGAGGAACCUCCAAGCCUGGUGGAGCUUCCAAGCCAGGUGCUUCAAAAAAAUCUGAUGGAAGUUCAGCUUCCUCAAAGCCUCUGACUGAAGCUGUCGAGGACGUUGAGCCCGGAGAGAUGAGUUUGGAAGACAUAGAGACUAGACUUAGUCCCCUUUUUGAAUCGGAAGUGAUAACAAAUUUGAAGAGCGCAAAUUGGAAAGAACGACUUGAAGCUAUAACUGCUUUGCGAGAUACUGUCGAAGGGUUGAAGGCGCUCGAUCAAUACGCUGAACUGCUCAUUCGCCUAUUGUGCAUAUUACCUGGCUGGAAUGAAAAAAACAUUCAGGUACAACAGAAGGCUAUAGAAGCUGUUAUAUUGAUUGCCACAAACGCAACACGCUUUUCGAAGAAAUGUGUGGUUCUAUGCCUCACAGGCGUUGUGGAGAAAGUUGGUGACAUUAAAACUAGGAUACAGGCUACUAAAUGUCUUACUACGUUUUGCGAGGCAGUGGGACCAAAGUUCGUCUUUGAGAGGCUUUUCAAGAUUAUGAAGGAUCACAAGAACCCUAAAGUUCUAAGUGAAGGUUUAAGUUGGAUGGUUACAGCCUUGGACGACUUUGGAAUUGGACAUGUGCCGCUAAAGGACCUCAUUAACUUCUGUAAAGAAACGGGUCUCGGUUCCAGUGCUGCUGCUGUCAGAACUGCUACUAUCAAGCUAUUUGGUGUUCUUCACAAAUUUGUUGGCCCAGAUCUUAAAGGUUUCUUAAGUGAUGUGAAGUCGCAACUUCAAACCAUGAUUGACGCAGAGAUUGAGAAAAACCCCUAUGAGGGACCAGUUUCUGCACCUAAAAGAACUAUAAGAGCAGUUGACGUCGGAGCUCCGUCAGGUGGCACUGACGGCUUGCCUCGUGAAGACAUUAGUGGGAGAUUAACUCCAGCACUGUUGAAGAAUAUGAGCAGUCCCGACUGGAAGCUGCGACAAGAAGCUCUUGAGAGUUUGAAUGGGAUCAUUGAGGAGGCUCAUAAAAGGAUUCAGCCUACUGGAACAGGUGAACUUUUUAUGAGCCUGAAGGCGAGACUCAACGAUUCUAACAAGAACCUAGUUAUGAUGACAUUGGCCACCCUCGGUGCUAUAGCAACAGCUAUGGGUCCGGUCGUUGAUAAGCAUAGCAAAGGGAUUUUGGCCGAUGCUCUCAAAUGUCUUGGUGACAAUAAGAAGGUCGUUCGUGAAGCAGUCAUCAAGAUGCUGGACUCAUGGGUGCUGUUAUUGCAGCUUGAUAAAAUGCUUCCAUAUAUUGUACCCGCAUUGGCUGAGGCUAAAAUCUGUGCUGAAGGACGGAAGGAUCUAUUUGAGUGGGUGGCUAGGAAUGUGGCAAAACAAGGCGAUCAGCCGGUUUUGUUGCAGCUUGUUAAACCUAUUUCUAUUGGUUUACAGGACAAAUUUGUAGACAUGCGGAAAUCGGCCGAAGCGUGCUUGGUGGAGCUUAUUCGAGUCUUUGACGUUGAACCAGUGAUGAAAGCGUCUAAAGGCAUUCAAGGAUCAGGGCUAGCUGCACUGCAGACUGUAUUCGAUCAUCAAAGAUCCUCUAGUGCCUCAGAAGAUUCUUUUACGAUGAGCACAACUCCCAAAGCUGGAAGUAAAGCCUCCACUUCGGAGGUUCGAGCUUCGAGUAGAAAUCCUAGUACUGUUGGCCGGGGAGCUGGUGCGAGACAAUCGGGUUCAAAACCUACAAAGACAUCAGCUGCAUUGGCCGCUGAAGCAUAUGAAUCACAAAUGCAAGGACAAGCUCUGUUCAAUUUAAAAGAUUCACAUAAGAGCGAACGAGAGAGGUUAAAUGCCCGCAAGUACAAGUUCGAUGACGCUGCAAGAAGAGAGCAACCACACGACAUAGAGGUUGAUAUUGUUAAGUUCUUUCGAGAAGAUCUUCAGAAGAAGCUUUUAAGUCCGGAUUUUAAAAAGCAAAUUGAAGGUCUCGACAUACUACAACGGGCUAUACCAACUCAGACCAAAGAGAUAAUCGAGAUAUUGGAUGUCAUUUUCCGAUGGAUGUCAAUUCGAUUUGCAGAGUCAAAUACUACAUGUCUUCUAAAGGUCUUCGACUUCCUUUUCGGUCUUGUGGAGGGGUUGAAGGGUGAGGCAUAUAUAUUUAGCGAGUUUGAAGCAAGCAUCUUGUUCCCAUGUUUGGUGGAAAAGUCUGGCCAUAACAUUGAGAAGGUCCGUGAGAAAGUUCGGGAGCUGAUAAGGCUACUAUGCUCUAUCUACUCGGCUCCAAAAGUGUUUGGCUUUAUAACAGAUGGCCUGAAAUCGAAGAACAACCGGACGAGGAUUGAGUGUGUAGAGAAUAUUGAAUUCAUGAUAGAGCAGUGUGGUAUUGAGAUUGUAGGCCCCACAAAAGCUUUGCAGUCCAUAGCGGCUUUUACUGUCGAAAGAGAUGGUGAUAUUCGGAAAGCAUCACUAGCAGCGCUUGCAACUGCAUAUAAAAUUCUGGGUGACGAUAUCUGGAAAUAUGUGGGCAAGAUUUCAGGAGCACAGAAAGGGGUGAUGGACGAAAAAUUUAAGUGGACGGCUCGGGAAAUGGAGAAACGAAGAGAAGGUAAACCUGGCGGAGCUAGAGCGGAAGAAGCAAGAGCUCUUGAAGCAAGGGCUGAUGUGGGGAGAGCUUCCUUAAAGCGCUCUGCUGUGGAUACCAGUUCGGGAUCAAGUAAUGGACACUCUGAAGGUGGAAUUGAGGGGCCCCACGGAAAUUUACGACAAUCAAGUCCAUUGGACUGGAAUGAGGCGCUUGACAUCAUCAACAAUGCAACAUCAUCAGAGCAGGUGGUUGAUGGCCUAAAACUUGUAUGUCACGAGCUGGCAAAAGCUGCGGGAGAUCCAGAUAGUGGGGCUCUUGAUGAACUUGCAAAUGAUGCGGAUCUUCUUGUUACCACCCUCUUUGUCAAAGUCACAACCACUUUCAAUCUAGGUCUUGCUGGAGCUUCUUCAAGAUCUUGUAAAUAUGUCCUGAAUACUCUUAUGCAGACAUUCCAAGUGAAGAAACUUGCACGAGCUGUCAAGGAGGGCACCCUGCACAACCUCAUCACUGAGCUUUUAGUUUGGCUUUUGGACGAGCGAGUUCUACUAAUGGACGAUGGUAGUCAGCUGCUUAAGGCCAUGAAUGUUCUGAUGCUGAAAAUACUGGAAAAUGCGGAUCGCACAUCAGCAUUCAUAGUCUUGAUCUACCUAUUGCGUCCUAUUGGUUCAUCAAAGUUUGCUGGUCGUCAACAAGGAACAGCAGUUGUUAGAAAUCAGAAAUUUCUGGAUCUGGUUGUGAAGUGUCUUAUCAAGCUAACCAAGGUUCUUGGUUCAACUUUGCUUGAAGUAGACCUUGAUCGAAUUCUUCAAAGCAUUCACGAGUAUUUUGAAGAGCUGGGAAUGGCAGAAAUACGGAAACGAGCUGGAGCGGACGACAAGCCAUUGCGCAUGGUGAAGACAUUGUUGCACGAGCUUGUAAAGCUCCGUGGCGCCGCAAUCAAAGGACACCUUUCAUUGGUGCCGAUUGAUCUGGAGCCUCAACCGAUCAUUCUUGCCUACAUCGAUCUCAACCUUCAGACCUUGGGAACCGUUGGCCAAACACAGUGGUCAGCUGCAAACAAUGGAGACUCUUCACCAUCGAAUCAUUCUGCUGAGGCACAACUGAAACAAGAGCUUGCUGCAGUGUUCAAGAAGAUCGGUGAUAAGCAGACUUGCACAAUUGGUCUUUACGAGCUUUAUCGUAUCACACAGCUUUAUCCUCAGGUUGAUAUUUUUUCCCAACUGCAAAAUGCGAGUGAAGCUUUUCGGACCUACAUAAGCGAUGGCAUUGCCCAGAUGGAAAGAAAUGCAGCUGCUGGUAGGGCUUUUGGUAGUAUGCCUAUCGCCACACCUCCCCCUGUGUCUUCUCCAACAGUUCAACACAACAAAUCAUCGGCUUCGUUCCUACUUCGUGGCAGGGGCCAGGGAGUUGGAGUGGAAAGUGGUAGCUCCCAUGCAUUGCACCCAUAUGAGGAUAAUAGUAAUACAGGAUAUACCGAUGCUAAAUCAACUGAAUACACUGAAGCGCUGCCUUUAAAAUCAUCUGCUGGCCAUAAUGUUAUGCCUACUGCUCAAGGCCCUGGUGAUUUGAAACCCCACAAUCAAGCCAUAGGAGGCACUUUAGAUGCGAUAAGGGAGAGGAUGAAGAGCAUCCAAGCUGGCGCAGCUGGAACAACAGUAACUCACUCGACAAAUUUUUCUUCGAAUGGCUCUGUUUCACUCUCUCGGACUAGUUCGAGUGGGGAAAUAGUUGAAGACAGGGCCCUUUCUGGACUGCAAGCCCGGAUGGAGAGAUUGAAGGCUGGCGGGGGUUCAGAGUAUUAGACCACCUGAAGACGAUAAUCAUUUGCAUCUUCUUAUCAAGUGAUCAUGUGUUUUCACCUCUGGAAACAGACAUCUUUACUGGGUGCCUCUACUAGAUCAAAGUUUUUUUGAUAUUAGGUAUUAGAUCACCAGCUAGAUCAGUACCUGAUUUGUGUACUAUCAUCUUUAAUGUUCGAUGGUUAGUGUAUUAUUCAUUACCAUAUGGCCAGACACGGAAUAUCUGCACCUGCCGCAUGUGGACUGGAUGGUGCUUUUGGUCGGCUUGUCAUCGCUGCCUGCUCAGCGAAGAGUUUUCUCGAAGACUGGCCCAUGGACCCUGGAGGACCCAAGUUCUGGUGGAAGGAAUAGCUCUUGGUAUUAGUUGUAAGAAAUUUAUAUUUAGUACCUCUUCUGUGUUAUGAAGGUGCGGGAGUAAGAUGUCAAGCUGACAUCUUUUCUUAAUCAAUGGCAACAUGAAUCCGUUCAAUAGUCGCAAA
This is a messenger RNA of Physcomitrium patens, 7251 nucleotides long. Its product is annotated as protein MOR1. Gene Ontology annotation, molecular function: microtubule plus end polymerase activity; microtubule plus-end binding. NCBI's taxonomy places the organism in Eukaryota, Viridiplantae, Streptophyta, Bryopsida, Funariales, Funariaceae. The record is from RefSeq and is a predicted model, not a curated record. Gene Ontology annotation, biological process: spindle organization; microtubule polymerization; establishment or maintenance of microtubule cytoskeleton polarity.